UCAAUUCUCCAAUUAUAUCUCUAUUUUUCUCCAACUUCAUAGAUGGCGUCCUCACAAAACCAAAACCCAUCCCCCAACUUCCAUGACUACCUGCCUCUUAUGGCCCACAAGCUGGGCGGCGAUGGCCUAAUCGGGGAGCUAUGCAAUGGGUUCAAUCUUCUGAUGGAUAGUGAAAAGGGUGUGAUCACUUUCGACAGUCUGAAAAGAAAUUCUGCUCUAUUGGGAUUGCAAGACUUGAGUGAUGAUGAUUUGAGGUGUAUGUUAAAGGAAGGUGAUUUUGAUUGUGACGGCGCACUCAAUCAGAUGGAGUUCUGCGUUCUUAUGUUUAGAUUAAGCCCUGAGUUGAUGGAGGAGUCCCGGUUUUUGCUAGAGGAGGCUCUUCUACAGGAGUUGAAGGAUUUUUCUUAUUGAAUCUGUAUUAUUCUUGGGCUUUGAUUUCCCAUUUGGAUUUUUUUUUGUUUGAUAUUCUUUUGUUGGAUCUAAUAUUUACUGAUGCUAUUUAGACUAUGAAAAAUACAGAAAAAGAUGACAAAUUUACGCUU
Molecule: messenger RNA, 542 nt
Organism: Hevea brasiliensis (rubber tree)
Lineage: Eukaryota; Viridiplantae; Streptophyta; Magnoliopsida; Malpighiales; Euphorbiaceae
Product: calcium-binding protein KRP1-like
Exons: 1
Coding region: 43-411 (122 amino acids)
Molecular function (GO): calcium ion binding
Source: RefSeq, a predicted model, not a curated record